Molecule: messenger RNA, 6542 nt
Organism: Mugil cephalus (flathead mullet)
Lineage: Eukaryota; Metazoa; Chordata; Actinopteri; Mugiliformes; Mugilidae
Gene: rab39bb
Product: RAB39B, member RAS oncogene family b
Exons: 4
Coding region: 697-1338 (213 amino acids)
Biological process (GO): Rab protein signal transduction
Cellular component (GO): Golgi membrane
Molecular function (GO): GTP binding; GTPase activity
Source: RefSeq, a predicted model, not a curated record
UUUUUUAGUUUGUGGUUGUUUUUAUAUAUCUAGUAUUAGUGUCCCUGCGAGCGUCCCUCCUGUAAAACCUCCACGGUUCCUCUUCGUCUUGCGCCUCUGCGCGCUGCGUUACGGUAGUGGUACUGAUGCGGGAUGAGUCAGGCUAUAUGAUGCUGCUGCUACUGCUGCCAUUUCAUCAGCAGCGAAAACCUACAAACACUCAGCAAACACAGAAAUGAUAUCGCGGGAUUCCCCUCUGACAGCGAGCAUCCUGCCGUCGUAGACAUCCGACGUUUCUCGGCGUGGAAAGAGAACAGAGGCUUUGUCUAUUCGUGGCUCCGCGAAAGCGCAGGAUCCGUCUUUUAUUGCACCUGCUCUGGAUGCGUUUUUUUCUUCCUUCCUUUGAGCUCUCGAUCGGGCCCUGACAUUAACAAGGAAACCAGCCCUGACUCCAGGGCCUGCUGUACACCAGCCUCUGUCGUCGAGGCAAACAUCGACUCCCCGAGGCUUUGGCACCGUGUCGGUUAUUUUCGCUGCGCCCCCAGUAUCGAUUUAGCCAGACUUCUCGGUGCUAUGGAGUCCACACCAGCCUGGUCCUGAGCAGCUAAGAACAACCAUUGUGGCCUAAAGUGGACUCCACUCCUGUAUCGACGCUCACACAGAAACAGACAGACAGACGGAGGCGCCUGGAGAUCGACAGACAGGCAAAGCCAAGUCAUGGAGGCGAUAUGGCUCUAUCAGUUCCGGCUGAUCGUCAUCGGGGACUCCACGGUGGGCAAGUCAUGUCUGAUCCGGCGGUUCACGGAGGGCCGCUUCGCCCAGGUGUCCGACCCCACCGUGGGCGUGGACUUCUUCUCCCGGCUGGUGGAGAUCGAGCCGGGGAAACGGAUCAAGCUGCAGAUCUGGGACACGGCGGGACAGGAGCGCUUCAGAUCCAUUACCAGGGCUUACUACCGUAACUCUGUGGGCGGGCUCCUCCUCUUCGACAUCACCAAUCGGCGCUCCUUCCAGAACGUUCACGAUUGGCUGGAGGAAGCUCGUAGCCACGUCCAGCCACACAGCAUCGUCUUCCUUUUGGUUGGCCACAAGUGUGACCUGGAGGCGCAGCGCCAGGUAACCCGCCAAGAAGCAGAGAAGCUGGCAGGGGCGUACGGGAUGCGCUACGUCGAGACGUCGGCCCGCGAUGCCAUCAACGUGGAGCAUGCCUUCACCGAGCUGACCAGAGACAUCUUCGCCUUGGUGCGGUCCGGCGACAUCACAAUUCAGGAGGGCUGGGAGGGCGUCAAGAGCGGGUUUGUGCCCAACGUGGUUCACUCGUCGGAGGAGGUGACCAAGAGCGACCGCCGCUGUCUCUGUUGAUCUGGGAAAGGUUCUGGAAGAUGGGACUGAAGGUUUUAAGGGGAGUGAAGGAUUCAGAGGGGUGUGAGUGGCUGACGGACUGAGGAGUCGGCCCUCUGACUGAAACUGUUUGUAACCCUCUGUUUUUUCUUCAGACUGGAUAUGGAAUGGGAUGUUUGAGGGAUGAAAACGCUGGUAGAAUGUGGAUAAGAACACCAUGACGGUGGGCAGAAAGGGUCGUGCCCAUGUCUGUCUUGGAAGGGAAGGAUUACAGAUUCUUAUUUGAGCUCCCAAGAUUGCUUGAGUUUACUUUUGGGCUUCUUUCCUGAAAACCCUUCCCUGAAAGUCUUACAAAGGCCUUAGGAAGAAGAUCCGUUUUGGUUCUUUGUCAAAGUAUGACUCGUUUCAUCUCUCCCUCCCAUCGUCUCUUACUUCACCUCUCCUCCCACUAACCUUCUCCUAUCAAUAUGCAAUUACAUGGUCACAUAGAAACCGAUCACCUUUACGUUAGUGUCUAACAUCCUCCUUUGAAUUUCCAUCCAAAAAUUAUAAGAUAAAAUUCAAUACACUUAAAUAAAAUCUUCCUCGUUAAGAGUUGCUCCAGUGCUGACACCUUGCUCCACAUUCCACCAUCAGAGCUCAGUGGAGGAGUCAUGGAGGUCCUUAAAACAACAAGGGAAGGACAAUUUCCUCCCUGGACCACUGAUUUAUUUCUCUUUGGAGCAAUUAGACCUACGGUGAGCUCAGUGACAUUGAGUACAUGGCCACAGCCACCAUCAUUCAGCUAAAUACCACUAACAAAGCACUGUCACCCAUCCAGUUCCUAAAGGAGUCCCUAAGAAAGGAGUAGACAACGUGUACAGCUUAACUGACUGAGGUGGUCUUGUCGGACUAUCUUAUGAACUCCUAAUUGUCUGCCUUUUGAUGGACACUUGCUAAGGAUUAAUAGGAAUGUUGAAGCCAGAAAGCACCUUAAUAGCCAAGUCCGUCUUAACUGUGGAGCCUCGUUUGGGACGUCAGAACAGUGAAAACAAGCAAACUGGUGAUAUGUUCCUUUGUGAAGGUAAAAAAAAAAAAAAAAAGACAAGGCGGACCGGGCCACACAGAGGGAAACACGAGGAAUGCACUCCACAAACAUUACUCACAAUGCACGCAUAUGGCAGACAAAAACUACACCCUGAGACAAUGGCGUGAAGACGGCCCAAUUGGUAACCCUACCAACAGAUACAGGCACGGAGACACUACAAGGUCAAAAUCUGUUCAGAGCAAGCGGUGUCUGUUUUAUUUUAUUAUUUUUUUUAAGUGUGCACAAGCGUGGAACCACAACACUUUUCUGUGUUUUCGGUUUAACACUCUCAAGUGUUACAGGUGGAUAUAACCGCCAUGGUUACUUGGAAAUUACACUAGAUUAGAGUCACUGUAUAAGAUGGUCAUAAGAGUAGACACGCCAGUUACAACAAACAAAAUCAUCCGCUUUUGCUGACCUCCAUGUAUGCUGUGUUUCACCAAAUAUAUGAAUUGUUUUCAUCUGAAUCCAGAGAAGGUACAGAAAGAGAUUUUUAGCAUUGUUAGCUAUACCUUAAUACUUGAGCACGCAGACGGUUUGAUCAGAACCUAAAGAUUUCAGAAUCUUUAGCAGCAGAGUUCCCAUUUAAGGGUCUACUCCUCUCAAUAUGAAGAAACUCUCAUCUGAUUGGGAUGUUGCAGUAGGAAAAAACUGUGGUCUGCUCAAGAUUUUAUUUUCAACUUCUACUAUUAAUCUUUCAUGCAUUCCUUAACGACUUUUCCAUGUUGAUUCCUGCUAAGAUCACAGCACAGAUUAGCCUGUGAGGAUACUGUACAAUAUGUGCUUCAGUCUCUCACACGGUAUGCCUUCUUUUGUAUGUGUUUCCAAAGAGUUUUUGUGUGUGUCCUUUCCUUUUUUACAUGAAUGUAUCAGUUGGGGAGAUUUUACACUGAACUAUCAUAUAAGAAGGGUGUGAAUGAGUUUCGAUGAGGGUGAUAUAAAUGACUGAAAUUAUUCCAAUUCUAGUAAUAAUAAUAAUCCAUUUCCACAGCUAUACGCACUAUGGUGUCCCUUCCUGACGUGAGGGUAAUGCUGUUGCCAGACAGAAAAGAUCAAUCAACAAAAGUUCAUCCAUGAAUAAAAAGAAACUAAGCUCGACAUCUCCCUCACACAUUUCUGAAAUUUGAUUGCAAGGGUUGCGUUUAAUCCCACAACCAGCGUCUACUGAUACACUCGAACGUUCCCAAGUAGUUUCCAGCUCAGGAGGUCUGUGUGUGGUUGCAGGCUCCUGCGUGGUGUGCUUUUCUUUAUCAACUGCCGAUAGUUUCAUCAGAUCCCAGACAUGUGUAGUUUCACAAGCUAGAUACCCACCCUGCAUAAAGCAAAACACACUUUGGAAAACUUGCUUAUUCGCUCUAAUAAUACCCUUGCGUCUGUAAACAUGAAACUACUGCCAGCAGCCUGUUAGCUUAGCACAAUCUUAGGAAACUGUCUAAAAGUGAGUAUAAAUAUCAUCUAAACCUCACUAAUAAACUCUUAAUAUCUCGGCUAGACGUUUCUGCCCAUUUCCUGGUUUCAUGCUAAGCUAAGCUAAUUAGCUGCAGCUUCAUUUUUAAUUCACAGAAAUGAAAGAGGUAUCAAUGUUCUCGUCAGUUCAAGCUAGUAAGCAUAUUUAUCAAAACACCAACUUGUAAAUUUAAGUAGAUAAAAUAAAAAUCUAUGAAAUACCAUGUCGGCAGUGGAGUAAUUUUAGUUGUUUUCUGUCAGUAAUUUAUUUGCAUUAGUUAAAUGUGUCCUGAUAAAGCACUGAGGAGCUAAUAGGGGGUUUUAGUUGGUUACAAUAGAAACGUAACAAUGACAAGAAGCUUGAUUAGGAAAUAUUAUCUAAAAUGAACUUCAUUCUUGGAUGGUUGAGACAAUCCAAUAACAACAUGUCUCCAAAAAGGAUACUUCCAACAGGUUGAGAAUGUUCUGAUUCUUACAAAAUAAAAAUAAAUAAAUAACUUUUAAAAACUCACUGGAUUGCUUACAAGGCAUUUGUCAGAAAGCUUAAAACAGAGCAGCAAAGAGCUGAUAUUUUAAGGUACAAGGUAGUCAGAGAGUAACAAAAAUAUCUUCUGACUAAGAAAUAUAAUGUUUAUGUCAAGUUAAAAUAUACUUAUAUUUACCAAAUUUUAUUUUAUUCAAUUCUCUGCCUCUUGAAGCUUGGUGGUUGAAAAACUUCUUAAAUUGACAGAUUGAUAUUUCUGUCCAGGAAACUGACCAUGAGGAAGCACCUGACCUGAGUGAUUCCAGUAAAACACGCUUCAGUUUGUUUCAGUGUGAAAUAAGCUGUCAGCAGCUAAACAGUGAGAGACUUCUUCUUUCCCAGAAGGCCAGUCAGUUGCUUACGAUCUGGAAGUGGCUGCUAAUGCUUUGGUCUUUUCUGAGCUGCGGCCUGUGAGUCAAGGAAAUUAGAUCCCUCCUCCAACUCCCAGGCUUUUAGCGAGUCACGUGACAUGACUGAACUUAAAAGACGCACUUUUUGGCUGAUUUUCCAAACCCCUCAAUGGAACCGCUUUAGUCUAUCACAAAUCUGAGGCACCUCAUGCAUAAAAAGUUAUGAACAUUCGAAGGUGCUGACAAAGUCACGCCAGGACCCGGGAAGUGAUGAGCGAAGGGUACUUUGAAGAAAGUCAUUCAUAUGAUGGAAAGCAGGUUCAUGUUUGACAGCAAAGUAAUCUGCUCCUUGGCUCGUUUCCAGGGGAACGUACAGGGUGAUUUACUGGCACUCUGCAGCGUUCUCUGCCAGGGUCCUUAGCAGCGUUUGGUUUUGCCAAGGCUGCUUUCACAGAAAACACUAAGUAAACCGGUUGCUAUCAACACAGCUGCGGUGUUGUAUAAUAUGAAUAAAAGGUUCUGCCUUGAAUCUAUAGUCCCUGCUUGGCAACCUGUUUCAAAGAAUAGACUGAUAUUUCAGGAAGGACAUUUCCCGUCAGAGAACGUUGCAGGGAAACAUCCACUCUGGAAAAGACUACUAAACUACUUCCUGGCCAAAAGUAACAACUUCUUUGGGUUGUGUGAAAGAACUUUCAGAGGUUGAGUUGAAUUAUUUUGUCACCUUUCGGGAGAACUCUUCUGCUCAUUAUGCUAUGCUAAGCUAAACUACUUAGAUUCUGGCUGUAGCUUCAUGUGUAGCUUCAAGGUUAGCCCUAGUUCGUAUUUUCCAUGCUUUUCUUCUAAAUAGACUCUCACUGCAUGACGCCAUAGCCUGAAGAACAUUCGUCUAACUCUAGGGAUGAAAUAUUCUAUCUGCUGCAUACAUUAUAAGUGUUUUAACCAACAUGCACUACUUUUCCUAUAUAGGUAGGCACCAGUUAGCAUUAUUUUGGGAUAGGGGAUGCAGUUGUUUAAAUGGCGAAAAUAUUUGAGUAUGUUUCUUUAAAUUGCUAGGUAACUGUCUCAUUAUUAGCUCUGUCACUCAGAUGUAGGGCUAAUGCCAAUACACUGCACAAAUAUUUACAAUAAAUAUGAAUCUACAUCUGCCUGCAGUUAGCUUAGACAGUGAGAACAGGUAGCUUGACCUCGUCCAAAGGUAGGCCUGUCAUUUCUCGCCUUUGUGUUAAACUACGCUAACCUGCUGCCUGUGGGUAUACCAAUCAUCUAGAAAAAAAUAUAUACAAACUUACCAAAAAGUACAAAUGUUCUCCUAAAACCACCAAUUUGCAACUUAAAGGACAUCUGAAAUAGAUGUUACUUAGCUUAACGCUAAGUGUUGGUGACAUCUGAGGAAAUUUCCUUAACAAAAUAAUUGUAUUUCAGUGAAUUAACAAUAUUAAAACUAGUAAUUUAACCGACACGCUGUUCACGAGACAUUAGCCUGAAUAUCUCAAACAAACUGAACACGCGACAAAUUCUCCAGUGAUUUCAGUCACUUGAUUCUUUGUCAUGUUUGACCUUCAGUUGCGCUCUUCUCUGACAGUUCACCAAUGUGUCACUUGUCCUCAAAAGCAUGUAUCUGUUGGUUUCUGUUCCUCAGUGUAAACCCUUCUUCUGCCAUGGCACCACAAAAAGGAUGUUCCUCUUGUUCUUUUUAUCCCUCUGUGGAGUACAGGGAAAUUCUGUAUAUCAGUCCCUAAUCCUUUUGGGUUGAAGUGGAAAGUUUCUCUUCCUCUGCUCUACUUAUCUAUCAACAAACUGAAAUGUACUGAAAAAAAUAAAAUGUGACUGGAAAAAAUAA